AUGUCUAACGAACAACUCGUCACCGUCGCAUAUCAAGAUCGCGUAGCGAUCGUGACCCUCAAUCGUCCUGACAAGCUAAAUGCCCUCAACCAGGACCUAUAUUACCUCCUAGCGGAGCGCCUGCGCGAGAUUGAACAGCGAAAUGAUAUCUUCAUCACCGUACUUACAGGGACAGGCCGCUUCUUCUCUGCCGGUGCCGAUGUGACCAGCACCCGCCCAGGAGGCGGCGAACUCAGCUCCGGCGCCCGCCGCGAGCUCGUCAAGGGAUUUGUCGCAAACAAUGUGGACGUAACCCGCACCUUCUACAACCAUUCCAAGAUCCUAGUUGUUGCACUGAAUGGUCCAGCCGUAGGACUCUCGGCAGCUCUGAUUGCCCAUGCGGACUUCAUAUACGCUGCCCCACACACAUUCAUCCUGACACCGUUCUCUUCACUCGGCCUUGUGGCCGAAGGUGGUGCGAGCCGCGCAUUUGUCGAGCGUCUGGGUAUCGCCAAGGCAAACGAGGCGCUGAUCAUGAGCAAGCGAAUUACCUGCGAGGAACUUGUUGCCACUGGAUUUGUCAACAAAGUCAUUUCUGCGCCAUCGGGCCAAAAGGAGGACUCGGAUGGUUUCUUGAAGAAGGUUCUUGAGGAGGUCGAUGAUCGUCUGGGAACCCAUCUGAACCAAACUAGUUUGCUGGGUAUCAAGGAGCUUGUUCGUCGACCUGAAAGAGAACUUCUGGAUCGCCAGAAUGGACUUGAGGCUUUUGCUGGUCUUGAGCGCUUCAUGGCGGGCUACCCACAGGAAGAGUUCCGGAAAUUGGCGUCCGGUGAGAAGAAACACAAGCUUUAG
Messenger RNA from Penicillium olsonii, 831 nucleotides. The record is from the annotation of a GenBank genome assembly. Lineage: Eukaryota; Fungi; Ascomycota; Eurotiomycetes; Eurotiales; Aspergillaceae.